AUGGAAGUUAUAGAUGUAAAAUGCUUGUGGAGGACAGCUGAUGCAGUUUGUUUUGAUGUGGAUUCUACAGUAUGUCAAGAUGAAGGACUGGAUGAACUAGCCUCAUUCUGUGGUGUAGGUGAAGAAGUUGCUCAAUGGACAAAGAAAGCAAUGGGUGGUGGAGUGUCGUUUAGAGAAGCGUUACGUUCCAGGUUAAAUAUUAUUAAUCCUAGUAAAGAUACACUAAAUAGCUUCAUAAAAUCACAUGACCCUGCUCUUAGUCCAAGAUUUAAAGAAUUAGUGGAUGUUUUAAAGAAAGAAAAUAAAGAUAUAUAUUUGGUGUCUGGUGGAUUCCGGUCUAUUAUAGAACCUGUAGCUAAAAUAUUAAACAUAUCAACUGAUCAUAUAUUUGCUAAUAGAUUACUUUUUGAUGACCAAGGUAAAUAUAUUGGUUUUGAUGAAAAUGAAGCUACAUCUGAAUCUGGUGGUAAAAAGAGAGUUGUGGAGUUAUUGAUAAAGAAAUAUAAUUAUAAAAAUGUUAUCAUGGUUGGAGAUGGUGCAACAGACAUGGAAGCUUCACCACCUGCGUCUGCUUUUAUUGGCUAUGGAGGCAAUGUGGUGAGAGAAAAUGUUAAAAAUAAUGCCAAGUGGUUUAUUACAGACUUCCAGGAACUUAUUACUGAACUAGAUAAUAAAAUUAGCUGA
Messenger RNA from Lottia gigantea (owl limpet), 684 nucleotides. RefSeq lists its product as hypothetical. NCBI's taxonomy places the organism in Eukaryota, Metazoa, Mollusca, Gastropoda, Lottiidae. Gene Ontology annotation, molecular function: magnesium ion binding; L-phosphoserine phosphatase activity. Bases 1 to 684 code for a protein of 227 amino acids. The transcript is spliced from 5 exons. The record is from RefSeq and is a predicted model, not a curated record. Gene Ontology annotation, cellular component: cytoplasm. Gene Ontology annotation, biological process: dephosphorylation; L-serine biosynthetic process.